Messenger RNA from Mya arenaria, 1485 nucleotides. RefSeq lists its product as uncharacterized. The transcript is spliced from 4 exons. The record is from RefSeq and is a predicted model, not a curated record. NCBI's taxonomy places the organism in Eukaryota, Metazoa, Mollusca, Bivalvia, Myida, Myidae. The coding region runs from base 1 to 1485 and encodes 494 amino acids.
AUGCGAUUUGCAGUUACAGUGGUUACUGUACUGCAAGGGAAGUUACAAGGCACGGCAUUUUGUUCAGUAUCCGAAGUAGAAGGUCAGACUGAACCAGAGCAGUUCUGGGUGGAGCUAUGUAAACUAAGGGGGUUCUAUUUGGUACCAGAUUUAAAAGAAUCUCUGCACAAGAUUAACGAUAACAAGAGGCACAAGGUUAUCGAUGAUUCUGUUGUGAGACUCAAGGUUAACGAUGACCCUGUUGAGACGCACAAUGUUAUCGAUGACCCUGUUGAGAAGCACAAUGUUAACGAUGACCCUGUUGAGAGGCACAAGGUUAAAGAUGACCCUUUUGAGAGGCACAAGGUUAACGAUGACGCUGUUAAGAGACACAAGGUCAACGAUGACAAUGUUAAGUGGCACAAAGUUAACGAUGACCAUGUUAAAAGACACACGGUUAACGAUGACCACGUUAAGAGGCACAAUGUUAACGAUGACCAUGUUAAGAGGCAAAAGGUUAACGAUGACCCAGUUAAGAGACACAAGGUUCACGAUGACCCUAUUAAGAGGCACAAGGUUAACGCUGACCCUGUUAAGAGGCACAGGGUUAACGAUCACCCUGUUAAGAGGCACAAGAGGCACAGGGUUAACGAUGGCCCUUUUGAGAAGCACAAGGUUGACGAAGACCAUGCUAAGAGGCACAAGAUUAACGAUGACCAUGUUAAGAGGCACAAGGUUAACGAUGACCACGUUAAGAGGCACAAGAUUCACGAUGACCAUGUAAAGAAGCACAAGGUUAACGAUGACUAUGUAAAGAGGCACAAGAUUAACGAUUACCAUGUUAAGAGGCACAAGGAUAACGAUGACCCUUUUAAGAGGCACAAGGUUAACGACGACCAUGUUAAGAGGCAUAAGGUUAACGAUGACCCUGUUGUGGGGCACAAGAUUAACAAAGACCCUAGGCAAAAAUUUAACGAUGACCAAGUUGAGAGGCACAAGGUUAAUGAUGACCUCGUUGAAAGGCCCAAGGUUAACGAUGACCCUUUUGAGAGACACAUGGUUAACGCAAACCCUGUUGAGAGACACAAGGUUAUUGAUGACCUCGUUGAAAGGCCCAAGGUUAACCAGGACCCUGUUGGGAGGCACAUGGUUAACGCAGACCCUUUUGAAAGGCCCAAGGUUAACGAGGACACUGUUGAGAGGCACAUGGUUAACGAGGACCCUGUUGAGAGGCACAUGAUUAACGCAUACCCUUUUGAAAGGCCCAAGGUUAACGAGGACCCUGUUGAGAGGCACAUGGUUAACGCAGACCCUUUUGAAAGGCCCAAGGUUAACGAGGACACUGUUGAGAGGCACAUGGUUAACGAAGACCCUGUUGAGAAACACAAGGUCAACAAUGACCCUUUUGAAAGUCACAAGGUUAACGUCGAUCAUGUUGAGAUAUACAGAGUUGACGAAGACCCUGAUGAGAGACACAAGGUUAACGAGGACCCUGUUGAGAGCUAA